Molecule: messenger RNA, 2335 nt
Organism: Argiope bruennichi
Lineage: Eukaryota; Metazoa; Arthropoda; Arachnida; Araneae; Araneidae
Product: probable cationic amino acid transporter
Exons: 12
Coding region: 77-2335 (752 amino acids)
Biological process (GO): transmembrane transport; amino acid transport
Cellular component (GO): plasma membrane
Molecular function (GO): amino acid transmembrane transporter activity
Source: RefSeq, a predicted model, not a curated record
CUAUUCACCUUCAUAUAGAAAAGGGUCCUUCAUUUUAAAAUCUUCUUUGGGGUCGUGAAAUCCAUCAUCAGCAGUCAUGUUCGUGAUCGGGUCUCAGAGCUUCAGGCAGAAGAUGCUGGUGAUCUUAGGAAAGCUCAUUCGAACCAAAGACUUAGAACUCGCAGACCCUCACGAAGCAAAAGCAAAAACACAGCUCAAAAAAGUGCUGACGACCGUCGAUCUAACCUCUCUUGGCGUCGGAAGCUGUGUGGGUACUGGGAUGUACCUGGUGGCCGGCAUGGUAGCACAUAAAGUAACUGGCCCAUCUGUAGUGAUGUCCUUCAUAAUAGCCGCAGUAGCAUCUUUGUUUUCAGGUGUUUGUUAUGCCGAAUUCGGUGUGCGAGUUCCUCACACGACAGGAUCUGCCUACAUGUACAGCUACGUCACAGUAGGGGAGUUUAUUGCCUUUGUGAUUGGUUGGAAUAUGGUCCUAGAAUAUCUAAUAGGCACGGCGGCAGGUGCAUGUGCGAUCAGCGCCUGCGUUGACGCCAUAUCCGGAGGAGCUAUAAGCACUGCCAUUAGAAACGGAGUUGGAACAUUAGUAGGUCACACGCCCGACUUCUUAGCAGUCCUCAUCACGUUCUUCAUGACACUACUCAUGGUGGCAGGAGUGAAGAAAUCCUUACUUUUCACAAACAUCAUGAAUGCGGUCAACUUUUCGGUUUGGAUAUUCAUCAUGACAGCCGGACUCUUCUAUGUCGACACGAGCAACUGGAGUGACCACGGAGGAUUUCUACCAUUUGGUUGGUCAGGAGUUCUAUCUGGUGCGGCGACGUGCUUCUAUGCUUUCAUUGGUUUCGACAUCAUUGCCACGACAGGGGAGGAGGCGAAGAACCCCAAAUGGUCCAUCCCCAUGGCUGUCAUCAUUAGCUUAGUCAUCGUGCUCACGGCAUACAUCACAUCCAGCAUGAUGCUCACCCUCAUUGUGCCCUACGACCAGAUCGACUUCUCGUCAGCCCUCGUCGAAAUGUUUGCUCAGAGAGGAGCUUACAAAUGUAAAUACAUAGUCGCCGUCGGAGCUCUUGCCGGUCUCACGGUCAGCAUGUUUGGAUCCAUGUUCCCCAUGCCCAGGAUAGUCUACGCGAUGGCCAAAGACGGACUCAUUUUCAGAUCCUUAGGUGCAGUGUGGCCUUUCACUGGGACGCCAGCCAAAGCAACUUGCUUGCUUGGUAUAGCAACUGCUGUUGUCUCUCUUGUUAUGAGCCUUGACGUGUUAGUAGAAAUGAUGUCUAUAGGUACUUUAAUGGCUUACACCCUGGUAUCAACUUGCGUUCUUUUAUUGCGAUACCAACCUCCCAGGACAACCCUAGUGCAACUCCUACCCGAAUCUAUCCGUUCCGCUUGUCCGACACCCUCUAAAGAAAACCCUGCUCCCGUAUUCCCCGCCACUACAACCACCACUAUCCACACUAAGCGGACGAAUCGCUAUGAUUCCUCUGACAGCGACGAAAGUCCGCGAGGAGAACUCGGUUUCGAGAACCAGCGUCCCGACUUAAUUCGGGAUACCAACCACCGGGACGACGAUCUCCUCAUGAGAGGGGCAGACACGAGUUAUGGGGCUGUACCUCCGCCCCAGCCAUCGCAACCGCCUCCUCUUGCUUCGGCCUUCACUAUUCCUCAAAGGAUUAUGGGUCGGCUGAUGCGCAUCCUCCCCUACCACUGGAUCAACCCCGGCGAAGCUUCGGGAGCUACGGGUAUCUUUGUGAUGAAGAUGGUGGGGGUGCUUUAUUUGCUUGUUAUUAUCAUGGAUCUCAUCGUGGUUUGCGCCAUGCCUGCGCUCGAAAAUCGCAGCGGGGCAGCCAUCUUCUUCCUGCUCGUCUUCCUGUUCGGCAUUAUCUUUUGUUUGAUUGUCAUCUCUCGGCAACCCCAAACGAAAUGCGACUUGAAAUUCAAAGCUCCUUGUGUUCCUUUCAUUCCUGGCAUAGCCAUAACAGUGAACAUCUACCUUAUUUUCAAGCUUUCUGUCCUCACACUGGUGCGAUUUUUACUAUGGAUGAGCGUAGGCCUUUUCAUGUAUUUCUGGUACGGCAUCAAGAACAGCUCACUUGAAAUGGAAACAGACAAACCCUUGGAACUAAAAAUACCCCAAGAUCGCGCGGACAACCUCUGUCCACCAGACAACCAGUACAUGAUGGCCGGUGCCGGGACCGGUGAAGUCGUUGAAGAAGUCGGUUAUGCCGAAACUUAUGCUGCUCCAACCCACAAUGGCUAUGUCGCCCAGCCGGAUCCUUUAGCGGCUGAUCCCUGGUCACAACCAGAUCCUUUGGCUGAGAACCCCUGGUCGAAAUAUAACUAG